Girardinichthys multiradiatus is the source of this 2818-nucleotide messenger RNA. RefSeq names its product oocyte zinc finger protein XlCOF6.1-like. The record is from RefSeq and is a predicted model, not a curated record. NCBI's taxonomy places the organism in Eukaryota, Metazoa, Chordata, Actinopteri, Cyprinodontiformes, Goodeidae. Gene Ontology annotation, molecular function: DNA-binding transcription factor activity, RNA polymerase II-specific; RNA polymerase II cis-regulatory region sequence-specific DNA binding. The transcript has 2 exons. Gene Ontology annotation, cellular component: transcription regulator complex; PcG protein complex. Gene Ontology annotation, biological process: regulation of transcription by RNA polymerase II. The coding region runs from base 150 to 1442 and encodes 430 amino acids.
GGCUGCGCAGAUGCCUGAACAAAAUCCAUCUGAGGUCCAUAAAUAACGGCUUUCUAUAUAAAGAUGAGUGGGCGCUCUUUCGAUUCGCAUUUUAAACUCAUUUUCCCUAAAGGUCAGAACACUAGUGGCGUGAAAAGAUCAACAUCAAGAUGCAAAGCUGCAGAUCUGGAGUGCAAUCCAGUUUAACCGACCCUGUGAAGGAAGAGAGUGAAGAUGAGCAGCAGAUGUUUGUGAUUAAAGAGGUUCCGGACCUGUGGAGCUCCAGUUUGGACCAGCAGAACCCUGAACUGCUCCAGAUAAAGAAGGAAGAGGAGGAACUGUGGAUCAGUCAGGAGGGAGAGCUGCUUACUGUGAAGAUUGAGGAUGAAGUGAAACUAAAGUUAUCAGAACUUCAUCACCUUAAAACUGAAGACAGCAGAGACACAGAAGGUCCAACCUGCAGCUCAGCUGAACAGAUUGCAACAGAACCUAGCAGAGAGGAGUGUGGAGGCCCAGAACAGGACUGGAAGUCAGAUCCAAAUACUCAUUUACAGCAGGAUCCUAAAGAAAAUGCUCCAGGUUCUUCUGAAACUGAUGUCAGUGGUGAGGAUGAUGCUGACAACCUGUCGGUGUCUGGUUCUGAAACUGAGGACAGUGAGGAAAUUUGGAGGGAAACCAGGAAAUGUCAGUCAGGUGUAAACAGUAACGUGGGAGAUAAAAGCUCUCAGAAAGCCUUCAGCUGCUCAGAGUGUUGUAGUAAACAGUUUGUGAAUGAGCAGACAUUCAAGGAACACAUGACAUCCCACUCAGGAGAAAAGUCCUCCAGCUGUUUGGUUGAGAAGGAAGAAGCAGAAGUCAGAGCUGGGAAGAAAUCAGUUGUUUGUGGCGAAUGUGGGAAAACAUUUCUGUACCGCUGUUAUCUCAAAUCUCACAUGAGGAUCCACACUGGAGAAAAGCCCUUUCAUUGUGUUGAAUGCAACAAGACGUUUCAGUAUCGGUCUAGUCUUACAAUUCAUAUGACAAAACACAGAGGAGAGAAACUGUUUCCGUGUGACGUAUGUGAUAAAAAAUUCUACCAAAAGGCAACGCUUAAGCAGCACAUGAUGAUCCAUAAAGGAGAAAAACCAUUUGCGUGUGGUGAUUGCGACAGACAUUUUAGACUUAAAAAUGAUCUUCGAGUACACAUGCUGUCCCACACAGGAGUGAAGCUGUUUGGCUGUGGUUUCUGCAACGCCAGAUUUACCCGGGACACAGGUCUGCGCCUACACAUUAGACGCCACACGGGAGAGAAACCCUUUGCCUGUGAUAAGUGCGAUAAAAGAUUUGUCCGAAACGCAGAGUUGAAGAGACACGUGAUUUACCAUGCGGAAGAAAAGCCAUUCAUCUGUGAUGUUUGUGGAGCAACUUUUACACGAAAAUCGAGUUUGAAGACACACAAAAUAUCGUUCCAUGAAAAUAAAUAACUAUUCAGUUUACAGAUUUAUUUUAUAUUUCUUUUUUUUUUCUUUCCUACAAGCACUAAUGUGGGUUGUAAAGCCUGAGGUUUAAUUAUGCAUGUUGUUGUGUUGGUUGUCAUGCAAAUACACACAAAUGGAUUGUGGAGCACAAUGUGACUAGGAUUUCCAUCCAUUGUUUAUCAUCUUACUUGAUAUCGGGUCAUGGAGGUAUUUAAGAAAUGGAAACCCAGACAUCCCUCGCCCCAGUGAUACUCCUAGGGCAGAAAGAAUAGAAAGAGCCACAAGUAAGUCAGCAUUGGGGUCUCUUCCCAAUGAGUCCCACCUAGGAAUCUCCAAAGGGAGGAGUCAUCCUGAUGAGAUAUAUGACCAACUUUAACAAAAACCUUUUGAUUCAGAUGGCUUUUUGGUUCUUGAUCUUGUUCUUUCUGUCAUGAUCGAUAUCUGAUGGCCAUAGGUGAGGGUCAGAAUGUAGACAGACCAGUAAAUAAAGAGCUUUACUUCUUGGCUAAACAAUUUCUUCAACCAUGGCAACAGCAUUAUUGCAUAAAAGGCCCCAAUCUGUCAACCUAUCUCUUGUUCCAUCCUGCUGUCACUUGUGAGGUAGAGACCAAACUUCUUUAACUUAUCAACUUGAGUCAGAGACUGUCCUGACGUAGAGGAAGCAGCUCAUCUUAAAUUCUUAAAAGUUUUACGCACAGCUGCAAUCAAUUCAGUGCAAGGUAUAAGGUUUAUGAUAGCAUUAGAACCACAUCAACAGCAAAAAAAAGAUAAGACCCUUAGGUAUCCAAACUAGAUUUCCUCCGCUGUACUGUAGGGUCUGUACUGGUAGAGAAGUGAUAAUUGUAGUGAGACUGUGGACUGCUCUUGAUUUGGCCAUAGAAAGACCAGAGAAACCUUAAAAGCAUCUUUGGUACCACAUGCUUCUGCAGCACUCCCUACAAAAAAACAUUGGAUCUAGGUUGCAAGCCUUCGCCAGAUCCCUUAACACAUGUGAACUAAACAAUCAAACUGCCACGACCCCCUCAGCAGCUUUGUAAUGGUAAAGAUUGGGUCCACUGUUCCACAUCCAGGGUAAAAGCCUAAAUGCUCCUCCUAAAUCUGGAGUUUGAAGCUCAGCUGGAGUUUUUCCAACAUGUUGCAACAAUCUAGAAUAAACUUUCCCUGGGAGGCUGAGAGGGGCGAUGCUUCAAUGGGUGGUACACAAUUCAAGAAAGCCAGGUAAUCUGAUUUUUUUUCUCAAUAAAAUCGGGAAUCCAGUAGGAUGCUCCACUUCCUAACCCAGAGGAGAUGUGGACUGUGGUACGUUACCAGGUACCAGAGGUUAAAAUAAAGGACCCGAACAAAGCAACAUAUAGAAAAUAAAAAUCACUGUUAAAUAUUAA